CUUCUGUGGUUUAUCUCUUGAUUAUACCAGCGGAACGCACUUGGCUUCUCCGCGAAGGAAGACUCUUCCAAGAUGCCGAUCAACCAACCCUCAAAUCAGAUCAAAUUCACCAAUGUAUCAGUCGUCCGAUUAAAGAAGGGCAAAAAGCGCUUCGAACUCGCCUGCUACAAGAACAAACUCCUGGAAUACCGCUCCGGCGCCGAGAAAGACCUCGACAACGUGCUACAAGUGCCCACCAUCUUCCUGUCGGUGUCGAAAGCGCAGACGGCGCCGUCGGCCGAGCUGGCCAAGGCGUUCGGCGCCGACACGCCCGCCGAUGAAAUCCGGCAAGAGAUCCUGCGCAAGGGCGAGGUGCAGGUCGGCGAGCGCGAGCGAAAGGAGAUCAUCGAGCGCGUUGAGAAGGAGAUUCUGGAUAUCGUGUCGGGCCGGCUGGUGGACCCCACGACGAAGCGCGUCUACACGCCCGGCAUGAUCUCCAAGGCGUUGGAUCAGUUGAGCUCGGCGAGCGGACAGCAGCAGACCCAGGGCCCGGCGCCCAGCGAGACGAACGGCGACGGCGACGAGAACCGCGGCGGCAGCGCCGCCCCCCGGAAACCCCUGUGGACGGGGGUCGCGGCGAAUAAGUCGGCGAAGAGUCAGGCGCUCGAUGCGAUGAAGGCGCUGAUCGCGUGGCAGCCCAUCCCGGUGAUGCGGGCCCGCAUGCGCCUGCGGGUGACUUGUCCGGUGUCGCUGUUGAAGCAGAGUGUCAAGGUGGCUGGGGGUGCGGGCGGUGCGAACAAGGAGAGGGAGACGCCGCCCCCCAAGGGUGGUGCCAAGGGGAACAAGAAGGGUGGGAAGGGGUCGAAGAAGUCGGCCCGUCAGCAGGACUCCGAGGAUGAGGCGGGUGGCUCGGACGCUGAGGCGGCGCCCGCCAAGGGUCCCAGCAAUGUCAAGGACAAGAUCCUCAGCUAUAUCGAGUCGGUGGAGGCGCAGGAGGUCGUGGGCGGUGACGAGUGGGAGGUCAUCGGAUUCGCAGAGCCUGGCGCUUUCAAGGGACUGAAUGACUUCGUUGGCAAUGAGACCCGUGGCCGAGGACGCGUGGAGGUUCUUGACAUGGCCGUCACCCACGAGGACUAAACCCAAGCAUCUUUGAUAAGGGGGUAUAUGGACCGCAUUUCACCUAGAGCCUGUAUAGAUGACAUGACUGAUGACCAGCAAAACACCGGAUAUGAAGUGUACGAGAACCAUUCUGAG
Molecule: messenger RNA, 1233 nt
Organism: Aspergillus uvarum CBS 121591
Lineage: Eukaryota; Fungi; Ascomycota; Eurotiomycetes; Eurotiales; Aspergillaceae
Product: guanine nucleotide exchange factor SDO1
Exons: 2
Coding region: 73-1116 (347 amino acids)
Biological process (GO): cytosolic ribosome assembly; ribosome biogenesis
Source: RefSeq, a predicted model, not a curated record